UAACCAUGUUUCUUAUCCUCACCAGUCACCAACCUUACUUGCCAAGAUAUCAUUUCCUAAUUUUUUCCUAACCCUUACCCAACACUCAUUUUCAUUCCAAAACGACGCCACUUCUUCUGAUUCAGUGAUGGAAGAAGAAACUACCGCCACCACGAGGCAGCUGCGACCAACCACCUCCACCGGAACCCUAACACUUGCAGCCAAGAAGUUCCUCCGCAAGUUGUGGAAUUAUCUGAUUUCAAACACCAAGAGGAAGCAGCCGGUGGCUCAACUUCCGUUGGAUGUCGUGGCUGAAAUCCUGUGCAGACUCCCUGUCAAGUGUCUCUUACGAUUCCGCUGCGUCUGCAAGUUGUGGAAUUCUCUCAUCUCAAUUGAUAGAAGUUUUGCAAAUAAACACCUUAGAGUGUCAACCAAACGCCACCAUGUCGUCACAAGCUCAUUGAACUACCCACCAAAGUUAACUGUAAUGUCUUACCCAUUGGACUCUUUUCAACUCAACUCUAGUUUCACCUCUGAUGCCACGUUCUCCUUUGAUCACUCUUUCCUUUAUCAACUAAAUACUACGUUCUAUAGCCGCAUUCUCGUUGGUUCUUGUGACGGUCUCCCUUGUUUCGCUAUUGGUGAACAUAUCACCGUUAUUUGGAAUCCUUCAACUAGAAAAUUAAAGAAACUACCGUCUUCAAAAAUUCCACAAAAAAAAGAUGCAAUUGGCAAUAAUAGUUUUACUAACUAUGCUUUUGGCUAUGAUCCUUUCAUUGAUAAUUACAAGAUUGUUUCUGUUUUUUGCUAUGAUUCUCAAUAUGUUGGCAAUCGCAUGAAGAGUUGCAAAACUCAAGUUCAAGUUCACACUUUGGGUACAGAUUCAUGGAGACGGAUUUCGGAUUUCCCUUCUACAAUGGUCCCUCGUGGUCGUAAUGAAUCAGGAAUAAUCGUCAGCGGCACAGUAAAUUGGUUUGUAUAUUCUAUUGUGUCUCCUAGGCGUGCCAUUGUUUCUUUUGAUUUAGGGAAAGAGUGUUACCAAGAGAUUUCAGAGCCUAACCACGGAAUUAAUGCCGGUUUACUCGACCUUGGGUAUGAUAAGGGAUUGCUUGUGCAUAUUUUCUCAUUCAGAAUAUUUUACUGAUGUUUGGCUUAUGAAAGAAUACGGAAAUAAAGAGUCUUGGAUGAAAUUGAUCCGCCUUCCUAUCUUUGAUGAUCAUGGUAACUAUGUUGACAAUCCGAAGAUACUAUACAUUUCUGAGGAUGACAACCAUGUACUUCUCUUGUUAAAAGAGAAUCCUAAAUGUAGCUGGCUUGUUUAUGAUGCUAGAAAUGAUACUAAAAAGAUUUUUGAGACUCAAGUCCGCACAUAUGCAGAAUCAACAGUCUACGUUGAGAGUUUGGUAUCGCCUUGAUUUUAAUACUAGGACUUGGAUGUAGAUGUUGUGAUAUAUCAUUUGAGUGAGUUUCAA
Messenger RNA from Medicago truncatula (barrel medic), 1451 nucleotides. Its product is annotated as F-box/kelch-repeat protein At3g23880. Gene Ontology annotation, molecular function: protein binding. The record is from RefSeq and is a predicted model, not a curated record. The transcript has a single exon. Lineage: Eukaryota; Viridiplantae; Streptophyta; Magnoliopsida; Fabales; Fabaceae. The coding region runs from base 128 to 1123 and encodes 331 amino acids.